Messenger RNA from Cooperia oncophora, 747 nucleotides. The record is from the annotation of a GenBank genome assembly. NCBI's taxonomy places the organism in Eukaryota, Metazoa, Nematoda, Chromadorea, Rhabditida, Trichostrongylidae.
AUGGAACGGCUAUCGGUUGACUACGGUAAGAAAAGUAAACUGGAGUUCUGCAUCUAUCCAGCUCCGCAGGUGUCUACAUCAAUGGUUGAGCCGUACAAUUCUAUUCUGACAACACAUACCACUCUUGAACAUUCGGACUGCUCAUUUAUGGUGGACAACGAAGCUAUCUAUGACAUUUGCAGACGGAACUUGGAUCUCGCUCGUCCUACUUACACGAAUUUGAAUCGACUCAUCGCUCAGGUAAUCAGUUCCGUCACUGCUUCGUUACGUUUUGAUGGAGCUUUGAAUGUCGAUUUGACUGAAUUCCAAACCAAUCUCGUACCGUAUCCACGCAUACACUUCCCUCUGACCACUUACGCACCAAUCAUCUCCGCGGAAAAGGCAUUUCAUGAACAAAUGACGGUCGGCGAUAUCACGCAACAGUGUUUCGAGCCUGGAGCUCAGAUGGUGAAAUGCGAUCCACGACGAGGAAAAUAUAUGGUUGGCAUUAACUACCAGCCACCCACGGUGGUACCAGGCGCCGACCUCGCCAAGCUACAUCGAGCGGUCUGCAUGCUAUCUAACACACACCCGCCAUUGCUGAGUGCUUUGGGCAAGACUCCGAUCACAGAGUUCGAUGUUGAUGUAUGCGCAAGAGGAGCUUUGUAUGUCGGAGAAGGAAUGGAAGAGGGAGAAUUUAGUGAGGCACGAGAAGAUUUGGCAGCUCUCGAAAAAGACUAUGAAGAGGUACAGGAAUUACACCUCUAA